AUGAACUCGGACGCUUUGACGCGAGGCCUGCUCUUUCUGUCUCUGACCGCGGCCGGAGUUCCAGGCAACGCCGCCGUCAUCUGUGCCUUCGUCUCGGUGGCGUUUCACGAGGGCCGCCUCUCGCCCGCCGACGCCAUCGUGCUGCACCUGGCCUCCGCAAACCUGAUGGUGGUGGGCAUCCGCUGCCUGCUGGAGGUCCUGGCCACCUUCCAGAUCUACAACGUGUUCGACGACACCGGCUGCAAGACGGUCAUCUUCGUCUACCGCACGUCCAGGUCUCUGUCGAUCUGGCUGACGUUCGUGCUGAGUGUGUAUCAGUGUCUGAGCGUGGCUCCGCCGGGCUCGCGUUGGGCCUCCGCCCGCGCUCUGCUCGCCCAGAACCUGCCCGCUGUGUUUCUGUCUCUGUGGCUGAUCAACACCUCCAUGAGCGCCGCUCCGCUGCUGUUCGCCGUCGGGGCCCGGAACGACUCCAGACUCCUGCAGAACGGCAUCAACGUGGAGUUCUGCUUCCUGAGCUUCCCGUCCAAGCUGUCGCGGGACGCUAACGGCGCGGCGCAGGUGGGGCGAGACGUGGUGCCCAUGGCCCUGAUGGCAGCGGCUAGCCUGGUGCUGCUGGCGUUCCUGCUCCGCCACAGCCGGCGGGCGAGGGGUCUGCGGGGCGACGGGGCCAGACGGGGCCCCUCCGCGGAGCACCGCGCCGCCCUCACCGUCGUCACGCUCGUCUCGCUCUACCUGCUGUUUUACGGGGUGGACAACGGGCUCUGGGUUUACACGCUGACCGUGCCGCAGACGCUGGGCUCCUCGCUCAUCUCAGACCUGAGGAUCUUCUUCUCGUCUCUGUACGCCGCCGUCAGUCCCGUCGUCAUCAUCGUCUCCAACAAGAAAGUUAAUAAACAGCUGAAUUGUGGGAAAGAGCCAAAGACAAUCUCGGACACGGCUCAACCCAAAGAUUGACGGACGGUCGUGUCUAAACGAGAAAAUACGCCGCUAUUUGGGAGAAAUGUAAGGACUCGUUUUGUGUCAGCUGUCUUUAAUUCUUUCACUGAAAACACAGAGUUUUCCAGGGUUCUUGUCUUAUUACGCUCUCCUGAAUGAGUCUGGAAACUCUCGAUCAAAAACAGAGACGAGGAAGACGCAGAAACUAGCGAUCUCAUAUGUAUGCAUAUGGAAAAUAAUGCAAUCAUCAAUAAUAAACAGCAUAUGAAUAAAAACUGCGUAAUGUUGCAGAGUGAAAUGUCGAUCCAGGACUGUGAAGCUUUGGGUUACUGC
Onychostoma macrolepis is the source of this 1269-nucleotide messenger RNA. Its product is annotated as olfactory receptor class A-like protein 1. The record is from RefSeq and is a predicted model, not a curated record. Gene Ontology annotation, cellular component: membrane. Gene Ontology annotation, molecular function: pheromone receptor activity. The transcript has 2 exons. NCBI's taxonomy places the organism in Eukaryota, Metazoa, Chordata, Actinopteri, Cypriniformes, Cyprinidae. The coding region runs from base 1 to 954 and encodes 317 amino acids. Gene Ontology annotation, biological process: G protein-coupled receptor signaling pathway.